Messenger RNA from Gadus macrocephalus (Pacific cod), 3315 nucleotides. It is a transcript of the gene mapk7, whose product is annotated as mitogen-activated protein kinase 7. The record is from RefSeq and is a predicted model, not a curated record. Lineage: Eukaryota; Metazoa; Chordata; Actinopteri; Gadiformes; Gadidae. Gene Ontology annotation, molecular function: MAP kinase activity; ATP binding. Bases 146 to 3169 code for a protein of 1007 amino acids. Gene Ontology annotation, biological process: cell surface receptor signaling pathway; intracellular signal transduction; protein phosphorylation. Gene Ontology annotation, cellular component: cytoplasm; nucleus. The transcript has 7 exons.
AGGUGCAGCGCCCUGUUGGGCGAAAAUGACGUCACUCCAAAGACAGCCCGGAACCAGACGUGGAAGUCGCCGUCGCUAAAACAAAUCCUCGCCAUGCCUCCAUGGGAAUAAAACUACGCGGGCGUUAGGGAUCCACACGUAAAGCAUGGCGUCUCAGGAGCUGCUGGGACCGGCGGCCGACGGCCUGAGGUCGGCGAGGGACGGCAGCACGACGGAGAAGAACCUGGCCCUGCUGAAGGCCCACUCGCUGGACGUGACCUUUGAGGUCGGCGAGGAGUAUGACAUCAUCGAGACCAUCGGCACGGGGGCAUACGGCGUGGUGUCGUCGGCGCGGAGACGGGACAACGGCCAGAAGGUGGCGAUCAAGAAGAUCUCCAACGUGUUCGAGGUGCUCACCAACGCCAAGCGCACCCUGAGAGAGCUGAAGAUCCUCAAGCACUUCAAACACGACAACAUCAUCGCCAUCAAGGACAUCCUGCAGCCCAACCUGCCGCACUCAGCCUUCAAAUCGGUAUAUGUGGUGCUGGACCUGAUGGAGAGCGACCUCCACCAGAUCAUCCACUCGGGCCAGCCGCUGACGCCCGAGCACACGCGCUACUUCCUGUACCAGCUGCUGCGGGGGCUGAAGUACGUGCACUCGGCCAACGUCAUCCACCGCGACCUCAAGCCCUCCAACCUGCUGGUCAACGAGAACUGCGAGCUGAAGAUCGGGGACUUCGGCAUGGCCCGCGGCCUCAGCUCCCACCCCGAGGAGUCGCACUCCUUCAUGACGGAGUACGUGGCCACGCGCUGGUACCGCGCGCCGGAGCUCAUGCUGUCGCUGCACCACUACAGCCUGGCCAUCGACCUGUGGUCGGUGGGCUGCAUCUUCGCCGAGAUGCUGGGCCGCAAGCAGCUGUUCCCCGGGAAGCACUACGUCCACCAGCUGCAGCUCAUCCUGGCGGUGCUCGGGACCCCGCCCCUGGGGCUGAUAGGGGCCAUCGGCGCCGAACGCGUCCGCUCCUACAUCCAGAGCCUCCCCUCGCGGGCCCCGGUGCCCCUGACCAAGCUGUUCCCCCAGACGGAGCCCGAGGCGGUGGACCUCCUGGGAGCCAUGCUGAGGUUCGACCCCCGCGAGCGCAUCACGGUGACGCAGGCGCUGGAGCACCCGUACCUCUCCAAGUACCACGACCCCGACGACGAGCCCGUCUGCGUGCCGGCCUUCAACUUUGAGUUCGACAAGAUCCCCACCAACAAGGAGCAGAUCAAGGAGUCGAUCCUGAUCGAGAUCCAGGACUUCCACCGGAAGAAGCAGGGGAACCGACAGAGGCUGCAGUUCAGGCCCCUGGCCAGGGCCAAAGUCGGUGGAGGUGGAGGUGGGGAUGGAGGUGGGGGUGGGGGAGGUAUCCCUUGUCUCUUGGGGACCUCGUCCAUCAACCUGACGGCGCUGGCGCGGUUCUCCCAGAGCUCGCAGCAGGUGAUGGAGGAGGAGCCAGGGCAGUCUCUGCAUGAGGGGGGGAGCCGGCCGCACCACCCCUCCCUGGCCCCGGGCCGGCUGCCCCCCCUCACCAAGCCCCUGGUCUGUCCCCUGGACGUGGACAUGCCCAGCGCCAACUCGGACGCUGGCCAGACGGAGACCAUAGACCUGACCUCGCCCGUCUGCAGCCAGGACCGCCCCGACGCCAUGGGGGGCUUCCCAAAGCCGCAGCAGCAGCAGCAGCAGCAGCAGAAGGCGCAGGAGGAGGAGGUGCUGGCGGACCCCCGGGCCCCCCCACAACCCCCCUCCUCGUCUGGGCCCCCCGCCGCUCCGUCGACGCAGACCGCCGGCCCCGCCCUCUCCCUCUCGGAGAUCCAGGCCCAGUCCCUCUCCCAGGCCCUCUCCCAGUCCCUGGCCAAGCCGGACCGGGCCCCGGUGGGAGAGGGGCCCCGGAAGGACGGGGCGAUCUCGGAGGACACCAAAGCAGCGCUGAAGGCGGCCCUGCUGAAGUCGGCCCUCAGGAACAAGGCCCGCACCGACGGCGGAGGUGCCGGGGGGGGCGACGGCGGCGGCGGUGCCCUGUCCUCCUGCUCCCUCUCCUCCCUGCAGGACAGCCGGCGGCCCGUCACCGCCCAGGAGCGCCAGCGGGAGCGCGAGGAGAAGCGGAGGAAGCGGCAGGAGCGCGCCCGGGAGCGGGAGAGGAAGACGAAGGAGAAGGAGAGGAGGGAGGGCCGGCACGGCGACUCCCUGGGCGGCGUCAUGCUGAGCGACAACGACAAGAGCCUAUUGGAGCGCUGGAAGAAGAUGAUGGACUGCUCCGGGGACAAACCGGAGCCGUCGUGUCCCGGGCCGUCGCCGCACUGGCACCACGCGGGGGGGGUGAAGACGGCGGAGCAGGAGCCGGUACUGAAGCCCCAGCUGGUGUUCCGGCCCGCGGGACAUCGCCCGGUCCCCCUCCUCUUCCCCCCCGCCCACGGCAAACCAACCCAACCUGUGUCCGCGCGGCCAGAGGUUACCGCCGCCGCCGCCGCCGCGGUCAACGGCGAGGUCAAAGCAGGAGCAGGAGAGACGCUGCGGCCGGCGGAGGAGGUGGGAGGAGGAACGCUGAGCUGCAUGGGGAGGUGGAGCAGCCAGCCGCACACCCCGCCCCUCCCCCAGGCUGCUCCUCCUCUCCCAUCGCUCCUCCACCCCCACCCCCACGCCCACCUCUUCCCCCACCUCCACCCCCUGGACAGGUUCCUGAAUAAGGCCCCCGGCGGCCUGCCAAACGGCCUCCCCCCCCACUUCCUGCGGCCCCUGGCCCAGCCCCCGCCGGCCCUGGAGAAGCUGGCCCUAUCCCAGGAGGACAAGCCUGGGCCCCCGACAGACAGCCUGGGCUUCAGCGGAGUCCCGGACAUCCACACGGUCACACUGCAGCUCUCCAAGUCCCAGGUGGAGGACGUGCUGCCCCCCGUCUUCUCCGUCACCCCCAAAGGCAGCGGCGCCGGCUACGGCGUGGGCUUCGACCUCGACGACCUCCUCAGCCAGUCGCUCACUGACCUGCAGCACUCGGACCCCAGGGAAAGCUACGACUCCGGCCCCCUUUCGGCCUCUCUGCUCUCCGAUUGGCUGGAGGUCCACAGCAUGACCCAGGCUGACCUCGAAUCCUUGCAGCAGGAGCUGCAGCUGGGAUCUCCCAUGAGCCUCUCUGAUUCCAUCCCACCUGAUGCCUGACACACCUCCCUUUCACGGGGUACCUAGCAUGAAAGUAUUAAUCAGCACAGAUCAAACAGAACUACCAGCAGUUUUUAAUAAUAAUAGUGGAAGUAGUGAAUCUUUCUACUGAUUAGUUUUUCAUUCAAUAAAUUCAAACGCCAGUA